Austrofundulus limnaeus is the source of this 4330-nucleotide messenger RNA. RefSeq names its product E2F transcription factor 1 (gene e2f1). Gene Ontology annotation, biological process: regulation of transcription by RNA polymerase II. NCBI's taxonomy places the organism in Eukaryota, Metazoa, Chordata, Actinopteri, Cyprinodontiformes, Rivulidae. Gene Ontology annotation, molecular function: protein dimerization activity; RNA polymerase II cis-regulatory region sequence-specific DNA binding; DNA-binding transcription factor activity, RNA polymerase II-specific. The transcript has 7 exons. The coding region runs from base 1116 to 2480 and encodes 454 amino acids. The record is from RefSeq and is a predicted model, not a curated record. Gene Ontology annotation, cellular component: Rb-E2F complex.
CAAAGCUUGUUUAGCCGCAGAUCAGCUGGGACAAUAACAACAAUAACGGCGGAUAUCUGUGGGGGGCUCGGGAGGACGCUUUUUCCGAAAGAACGACCGCYGCGGUGAUCACUUCGGAGUCCAUCGGCCGCGGCUUUGAAGCGUGCGCGCGUACUUUGACCGAUUUGUUUCCCUUUUAUUUCCAGUUUUGUCGGACUGCUUCCUGCCACACAUACUGUGCCAAUACAGUGGAGUGUAGUGCCCCAACAUAACCAGGGGACUGAAGAACUGCGGCUAAUCACUAAAGCUAACAUGCUAACCUGCCCUACAUUUUAAUACUCAACUUAAUGACUGCGUUUAGUCUCGGACUAGCGCGCGCAUUCAUAAAUAUCUUCUCAGAGAUGCUUCCGAUUUUACGGCGGUGCCUUUUGACUUCUCCGUGUUUUACAUCGAUCGCUGACUUUGAAAAGCUGCUGUAAAGUUUUCAUGCAGCGCUUUAGCCGAGCCCCGACUCGGCUUCGCGGAUCAAAUCUAUAGUUUUACGGUCGCAAAGGGCUCGUUUGGCGGCCGCGCGGCUUUGUUGAUUAACUUGUUUGUUGUUGCUCCAUGAGCUAGCCUGUUAGCUGUGUUUGGUAGCUGCGGAGCGUUCAGGCCGCGGCCGCUGACAGGAGACAUGAAAACAAAAGAUUAGCUUGCACCCAUAUGURGCUCACUUAUCUCCUGUGUUUUGAAAAACAAAAAAAAAAACUGCGAAUAUUUAGUCUCACUGUUAACAUUUCCUCGCUUUAUCCACAAGGCAAAGCUAUUAUUAUUAUGCAAUUUAGCAAUAAUAUUUCAUUUGCCACUUUCUCUUGUUUUGGCAGAAUAUCACGUCUCUUUGUUUCUAGUAGCUUGUUGAAUAGUUUCCACGUUAAAAUGUUAAACGUCAGKAAAACGCCUGUGUGUGAAGGACACUUGAGGAAAUGAUCCAGCUGUCAUUGAACUCCUGCAGAGCCUUGAGGCGUUUCCACUUUGCUCCCACACGUUGACAGGGUCCAGCAGAUGCCUGCAGGUGCAGGUUGGUGGUCUCAGUUCCCAGCAUCGUAGCCCGUGACCCCCCCUCAGUCCAGUCCAGCAGGACUUGGUGACCCAGUGCCAUGUCAGAGACGCUGAUAACGGGCCAGACGUCGGAGGAUCUGCUGGCAGACUUCGAGACCUUGCUGAACUCCGGGAGCAUCAGCCUGGGCGAGGACCACCAGAUAGUGAUCAUCACCAGCCCCAGCAAUGAGGGACUCCACCCCGCCGCAGCCCCCACCAGCACGGGGGAAAUCCUGCUGUUYGCCACGCCGCAGGGCCCCGCCAACGUCGGGGUCCAGGACAAGAGGCGACCUGCUCUGGGAAGACCCCCGGUGAAGAGGAAGCUGGACCUGGACAGUGACCACCAGUAUCUCAGCACCGCUCGACCAUCCACGGGUCAAGCUCCGCCUUCCACACCUGCUCCUCCGAGAGUCCCUCACUACAAGACGGAGAAGUCCCGCUACGACACGUCUUUGAACCUGACCACCAAGCGCUUCCUGGACCUGCUGUCUCAGUCAGACGACGGCGUGGUGGAUCUGAACUGGGCCUCGCAGGUCCUGGAUGUCCAGAAGAGACGCAUCUAUGACAUCACAAACGUCCUGGAGGGAAUCCAGCUCAUCUCCAAGAAGUCCAAGAACCACAUCCAGUGGCUUGGUAAUCGAAUCGAUGCCAACCUGGUUUCUCGGCACAAGGAGCUGCAGAGGGAGGUGUGUGACCUGACUGAGGCCGAGGAGAAGCUGGAUGAGCUCAUCUCCAAAUGCACCCUGCAGCUCCGACUGCUCACAGAGGACCCGCAGAACAAGAAGUUGGGUUACGUGCGCUGCCAGGACCUGAGGAAGUCGUCCGACUCUCCGGACCAGCUGGUCAUGGUGAUCAGAGCUCCACCAGAGACCCAGAUGCAAGUUUCAGAACCCAGCGAGAGUUACCAGGUGUCGCUGAAGAGCACGCAGGGUCCGAUCGACGUCUUCCUCUGUCCAGAAGACAGCUCCGGCGUGUGCAGCCCCAUGACGGGAAGCAGCCCCUCGAAAAGCAACGACGAGCCCUCCUUGGCCCCGCCCCCCUCGGGAACUGCAGGGCAGCCGCGGUCCGGAACGUGCACGCCGGCCAAGGACGAGAUCGCGUCAUCGCCGGCGUCCACGUCGUCCACGGUGACGGCGACRUCGCAGCAGGACGCCUCGUCGCUCGUGUUAGGUAGCGACUCCGAAUCGCUCCUGGGGGGCGACCCGUUCUCCAACCUUGGAGACAUCACAGACUUUGACCUCUUGCCCCUCUCGAGCUCGGACCUCUUGAACGGAGAGGGUCUUCCCCUCCCGUUGGAGUGUUUCAUCAACCUCUCCCCUCCUCACAGCUACGAUUACCACUUCGGACUGGAGGACCACGAAGGAAUCAGCGAACUGUUCGACUGUGACUUUGGCGACCUGUCGAAGGUUCUGGGGGACGGCUAGGGGCGAACGCCGAGUGGAGCCGCUAAGCCGUCCCCGGACGUAGGAUCAUUCGGGUUUCUAAAAGAACGUUGUCGGCGGACACUUUACGACCCGACGUCCUGUCAGAAAGACGAGCCGAACGUUUUUAACCGUGGCUUCGGGAGUCGUCUCUAAAAUUCCACCCUAGCAUCAAAAAAAUCUCUAUUUCUUUAAUUGUACAGAACAUGAUCAGCACUUGUCUGUGGCUGUUUAGUUUUUUUUUUUAAUUUAGAGCAAGACUUCAGCUUUAGUAUAGCUAUUUAAAUUAUUUAUACAAAAUUUAUUUUGAUAUUUUGUACCAAGUGAGGUUUUGGAUGUUGUUGAUGUUUUAUCCGAGUAGAUAGUGGAGGUGUUGCUGUGCGUGCAGCGUGGCAUCGGGGCUUUUAGUGGUUGGUUUCCUGAACACCGAUUCAAGACUCCGUUCGACUUGUGGGACUGGAGCUGUUUUUGCCACAAAACAAAAGAAAAAAAUUUAAUUAACGCAACAAAGUUACUUUUUUAAAAGCCGCUUCGGCGAAGUAGGUUUUAACUGGGUGGAUGGGUGAAUUUCCAAAAGCACGUUUUAUUGUUCUGGAGCAGUUUUACUCCCUUUUUUAAAGGUUUCCCCCAGCAAGAGAGCACGACAGAAACAUAAAACAUCCUCGACGCAUCUAAAACUGGAAUCCUGAAAAACUGGAUCAUGUUUGUUACCGAGAUCUGGACCUGAUCACGGAGGCUUAAGGAGCAGUCCCUGCCGGGUUUUCUAAGAAAAAGAGGUGAAAUCUGUAUCUUUUUCACUUCACACCAUAACAAGAACACAAAAUCAGGUCGUGUUUGUUGAUUUAACUUUAAUACUUAGAAACUAAAAAGAAAACAUAAUGAAAGUAAUCACCGUAUUCACACACCCCCCUCCCUCGGCUUUGAGUUGUUUCAGUCCGACUCGCUAGUAUGUGCUAGCUUGACUCGCUAGUAUGUGUUAGCUCGCUAUCCAGUCAUAACUGAAGCAUCGUUUCUGACUAUAAAUCAAACAUAAUGGUGAAAACCUUGAGUCAUUUCAUGCCUAUUACGAGUUUUUGUGAUUUCAUAGUUACAAAUGAUCACAAACGCGCGAAGCGAGCCGACGUCACGUGUUUAUCGGGGAAACAGCUGCGUUUGCUAUUGACACCAUUGUAACUGCAUGAAUUUAACGGGUAAAUUUACGCCGUUAUAAAUACCUGAUGUAUGUACUCUAAACUAAUUUGUGAUAAACUUUCCUUGAGGAUCGUAAAUGAGGAUUUUCAUUAAUAUCUAAGCUAUAUAUGUGCUAUUUGAGCUCGAUGAAUUUGCACAAUUACAAUGUUUUCACAGCAACCUCAGCAUUUACAUGGGUGACCUGUGACCUAUAGCUAGGCUUCGCUAUGCGCAUUUCUGAUAAAUUUCUAACUACAAAUUGGGCUAUUAAAUUGAACAAAUGUUUUAAAGAGCAAAUAUGACCUGAAAGUGAAAGUUUUAUAAAAGUUUAUAUUAGUUUUAUUAAAAAAGGGGGCAAAAGAAAUGUCAUCCUGAAUGGAGGUUUGAUCCCUUCAUAACCUCGUCAAUCGUGAUUUUAAAAAACACUUCACUGCAAGUUGACAAUAAUCAUUUUCAGAGUAGCCCCGAGGCGUAGGAUGCUUAAAAGACAAMAAUCAAUGUGGUUAAUGGGCUCAGAGCAAAGUGUGAACAGUGUUUUCUGUCGGUGUGUGGGAAGCCAGGUGAGGACAGCCUGCUGCAGGUGAUCCUGAUCAUGUUCUCUGUUUUUAAGUAGGCUGUAGUCUCAGGUGUUCGCAGCAGUCGAGUCUUAAUGUGUUUGAUUCCAGAAUAUUCAAGUGGGUUUU